CCUGACAUGCUCAAAUAACUGACUCCGCCCCCCCACCCCAACCGUCGAAUGACAAGUGUGCAUCCGAGGGCGGGGCUUGCCUCAGUCUCUCCUGAUUGGCUGCUGGAUGGAAUUGAGGUGAAUGGAACACAUGCCCAACGAGCAGGACUCUAACCCAUCAGAGGGAGAAGAGAAACGGUGGCUCAAUGGCCCGAAGAGGAAGAGAAAGAACAGCCAAUGUUCGGUGAAGAGUGUGACUGGGUACAUACCUAGCUACCUCGAGAAGGACGAGCCAUGUGUGGUAUGUGGGGACAAAGCUACCGGCUAUCACUACAGAUGCAUUACCUGUGAAGGCUGCAAAGGUUUCUUCCGCAGGACUAUUCAAAAGAACCUCCACCCCACCUACUCCUGUAAGUACGAUGGCUGCUGCAUCAUCGACAAGAUCACACGCAACCAGUGUCAGCUAUGCCGCUUCAAGAAGUGCAUCGCGGUGGGCAUGGCUAUGGACUUGGUGUUGGACGACUCGAAGCGUGUGGCCAAGAGGCGUCUCAUAGAGGAGAACAGAGAGAAGAGGAAGAAGGAGGAGAUGGUGAAGUCGCUGCAGGUCCGCCCCGAGCCUACGGGGGCAGAGUGGGAGCUAAUCCGCCUGGUCACCGAGGCGCACCGGCACACCAAUGCUCAGGGCGCACACUGGAAGCAGAAACGCAAAUUCCUGCCAGAGAAAAUUGGCCAGUCCCCCAUUGCCCCCUCGUCGGACGGAGACAAAGUGGACCUGGAAGCCUUCAGCGAGUUCACCAAGAUCAUCACUCCCGCCAUCACCCGCGUCGUUGACUUUGCCAAAAAACUGCCCAUGUUCUCAGAGCUGCCUUGUGAGGACCAGAUCAUCCUGUUGAAGGGCUGCUGUAUGGAGAUCAUGUCUCUGCGCGCCGCCAUGCGUUACGACCCCGACAGUGAGACGCUGACCCUGAGCGGAGAGAUGGCUGUGAAGAGGGAGCAGCUGAAGAACGGAGGGCUGGGCGUGGUGUCGGACGCCAUCUUUGAUUUGGGCAAAAGCCUGGCGCAGUUCAACCUAGACGACACAGAGGUGGCACUGUUACAGGCCGUGCUGCUCAUGAGUUCAGACCGCUCGGGCCUCACAUGCAUGGACAAAAUCGAGAAGUGCCAGGAGACAUACCUGCUGGCGUUCGAACACUACAUCAACUACAGAAAGCACAACAUUCCCCAUUUCUGGCCCAAGCUCCUCAUGAAAGUGACCGACCUGCGCAUGAUCGGGGCCUGCCACGCCAGCCGCUUCCUGCACAUGAAGGUGGAAUGUCCAAACGAACUCUUCCCACCCCUCUUCCUGGAAGUCUUCGAAGACCAGGAGGUUUGAAAUCACCACAACAACACAUUGGAAAGGGAAGAGGCUGAAAGAUCGGGAAGUAGGGCCGCCAUUUUGUUUUUGAAAAAAGUUGACUCCGACGGCAGGAAUCGCGACAUAUACGUGGUUUUGAAACUGGAACAACUGACGAAUCCACAACUCACCAGCAAAAAGAGAGUCAACCAACAGGGCUUUUGUUUUACCUCCUCCUUUUUACGCUUUUUUUGAAAACCGAAAAUGGGGGCCCUUCUGUCUGAGCAUGAUGUCUUAUUUAGUCCGAGUUGUAGCCAUUUUGCCAAGAACGCAUAUAUAUAUUUAUAUAUAUAUAUCUAUAUACAUGUAACACGACAAAACAAACCCACACCUCAGUCCUUCAUAUAGGGGACCGCUUCACCCCGUCCGAUUCGAUGUAGUCCUUUUAUACAUCACUGAUUUUUUGUUUUGUUGUUUUUUUACAUACAUAUUUCCAGCUUCCUUGCUAACCAGCACCUCUCAGUAUUAUGUCUGAAGUGUUAAGACAAACUAUACAAUACAAACAUACGCACACUUACAUUCAGCAAAACACUGCACGUUGAAAAUUUCAGCUUUGUCGUACAAUGGCUGCUGUAAAAGCAAACCUACCAGACCUAACUAUAUCUGAGCCGUUACAGCUGAUAUGGAGCUCCUCGACUUAAAUACAUGUCUCAACUGGUGCUAUACUUUACAAAGCUCCUCCAGUUUUAUAAUUGUGUUAUCUACUUGCAGACCAUGGCUCCAUAUCUACCUUCAUGUGUGUCAUUGGACUGUCUCCGGUGGCACACACACACAGACACAGAUACACACACACACACACACACACACACAGAAGUUAGUAGACCUGCUUUGUCAUUGCCUUCGCUGCCUUUGCCAGCAGCCGAGCAUCUUAUGAAUGACAAUUAAGUCCUUCUCUGUUCAAGGAGGCACUAACGGAAGAAGGAGAGGAGAGAGGGAUGGAGACACUUAGGAGGCCAGCAGAGCCAUGUGGAAAUAAGAUUUAAUAGUCGGUGUGAGAUGCAGAGCCAGGGGUCAGAGUAGAUGUAUGCUUCAGAGGAGGGCUUAAAAGCAGCAGAAGGCAGCAGAGCUCAUGUUACAGACACUUCUCUAUCUCCUCUAAACAAACAGCACCACCUCAGAGUAACGAGAAUGCCUCAUUUACUGUUCACACUGCAGCUCAGCAGUGUCUGUAUGCGCCCAUACCUGCAGGGUGUGGGGUCCUCCUAUUGGGGGACCUCUCUCAGUGCGGCCCGUCCAGGCUGAUCACACACAUGCCUUUAACCACGGGCCUCACUGAGUGCAGGCUAACGCCAAGAAGGCUACUACAUUUACCUCAGACACACCCCGGGCUGCGCCCUGUGCUGUCAGGCACUACCUCACUCUGGACACAGGGCCGACACACACAGUCCAGUGUCACACACACGUACAGUCGUACACACACCUCAGUGCUGGUUUUAUGUGAUACCACUGAAGACAGGAGGGCCAGCCAUGCCCACACGGAGGGCAUGGUACCCAUACAUUUGGCUUGUGUUUUUGUUUUUAUGUGGGACCAAGUGUCACCCAGAAGGACACUGCGGAUGUCCCGCCCAGCGGACACCCAACAAAGCCAGAUCCGAGAGUAACUCAAACCCACAAGGCCACGCCCACUCGAAUAGAAAUGCAUAGAAAUGGCUUGAACAUCUUCCGGUACACUUCUGAUCAGCCACUGGAUAUUGUCCAAUUUUUUACAAUUACUCAACAGAAGCUUUUUUGGUCUUCACGUUCUACCGGUGCUCACGAAAAUAACUCCAGGUCCACUGCUAUGUCCACAGCAGUACUCACUACUCUCAGACACAAAGGCAGAUUACUGUAUAAUUUCAUCAGAAGAGGCCACUCUGUUCAUUCCAAUUCUUGGGGCCAAGCCAAAACUAACUGGGUUUACCACUCACUGCGUUGGAACAGGACAAAAAUAGAGACUGAAAUUGUUUCAUAAUUGAUGCCAAGCAGUAGACGAUACUGAGCACUUAACGAUGGCUAUUGUGCACCUCUCAGAAGACACCAGUGUGAAAUCAUAACCGCUCAAAGAUGGCUGCUCCUCACUGCUUCAGUUUUGCAGGUCUUUGGAGAAAGUGGAACGGCACAACAUCAAAUCGAAUCUCAUGCAAAUCCCGAGCCUCCCCGUCUGAUGUGACCCUCUCUGUGUCGUCGCCCCUGCAGCCAGGCUGCAUGGAGGUUUUUGCACUACCGCAAUCCCCCAAAAAACCCCAAAACUUAAAUCACUUUGAGAAACCAUACGCCUGCAUAUGUGACCCUUCCUCAGGCGUUUGCAACUGCUCUGUUAAACAGAACAGCUCCUGUGGGCCCAGUCCCAAACCUGUCCCAAGCCUGUCCCCCAGUCUCAGUAUUCAAACACAAAUAACUGGAUUCAAGGGAUGAGAGAUCUUUCUGGUUUUCCUCGCCUUUGCUCCCUUUUUUCAAAUCAUCCCUCUCUGAUUCCCUCCCAACUCAAAUAUGCAGUUUGUCCCAGAAAAAUAAUUGAACCCAACCCAAAAACCUAGGCCGUUUUCCUUGUGAGACAAGGCUGGCCAAAAGUGAAUGAAUGUGAAACAAGCGGUGACGGAGAGCGAGAAUGUGCGCAUGUACGAGACGAGAGUUUGGGAUUAUGGAUUCUUUUUGAAAAACGCAGAGGGCUUAAAAAGAAACCCUCACUGCCAUUAGAGACAUGGAUGCGAACCACGGGAUGGUUGUGAAGACAUUGUUAACUGGAGAAGGGAGGCACAGGAAUAUUAUGUACGCGCUCCCUUCUCAACGCAACUCAUCCCUCAGACAGCUGACAACCCUUCAGCGUACCCCUCAGCUCCUUCCAAACAGGAUAGUGAAAAUGUCUAAACUGAAGCAAAGUCAAAGAGGAAAUUAUAGAGAUGCAGGUUUGAAAACAUGUCUUUGUAAAAGAACAGUACGAAAGAAGAAGAGGAGAAGUAUCGAUGUGUCCUUCGUUGUGAGCUGACUGGGUAUGUGUGCGACACUCGGGGUUACGACGCUGCUUGAUUAGAAAAAGAAAAAAGCUAUAAGAAAUGAGUAUAAAUCCAUGAAACAAAAAUGAAAAGAUGACUUUAAAAGACUCCUGAACAAAAAUUAUAGGAGAUUAAGCUUUUUUCAUUUUAUCAUUGUUUUUGUAUUUUUUUUCUCUGUUUUUUGAUGCUUAAAAACUGCUCUGUGUAAAAGAUAAAAAAUACAGCUGUAGUCACUUUUGACCAUGCGUGCAGUGUAACAGAAAAACUAUUUCACUUCUUUUCCACAUCUGUAGUUUGUGUUGAUAAGCCAACUGAUUUGUCCGUGUGUCCGUCCCCUUUUAUCAAGAGGAAUCUUUCAAACAACAAAACAGGAAUCUUUUUUUUUUUUUUUUUUUUCUUUUUUGUAUUUUGUUUGUUGUUUUUUUAAUGAAAUACAACUUUGGAAAGAAAAGUUUAAAAACACAAAACACAAAAAAAUGAUACAAAGAAAAAAUACUAAUAAAAAAAGUUACACAAUCUUAUCAUACCUCACACAACACGAAACUCAAAGGAACUUGGGAGGAGUCAUAUUUUGCAGGCACAUGUACAAGUGCAAAAAUGCAUAUAUUAAAAAGUCUAUGUUCAGAUAAUACUUGCUUGUCUGUACGCAUCAGUACAAGUUACAAAAGAAACGACUUUAUCGAGCUAUGGGGCCUUUUCGAAAAUUGGACUAAGGCGGGGGCAAUGGGGAUGCACACAUUGGUGACGUCCUGUUAUGAGGCACAGCAGAUGGCAGAUUGUAGACCAUUUAAAAACCUAAAAAUGUGAACGCCCCAUAGCUGGAUCGAAGCGGUGACUUUUGUAUUAUUUCUGAGUGUUUUUUGGUAAUGAAUGUAGCUGACAGGAUGGGCCUGGACCUGAGCCCGGUGCCCACAACCUAUAACUUCCACACACCAGCAGAACCAAUAUAGUGGUGUCACAUAGACGUUACCAACCAACCUACAAAACUGAGAAAUAUAUUGCCCGUCUGCAAGGUGCAAUACGAUGUUGUAUGUAUUUUUCUAUGUUCUGUUUUUUGAUUUCCAUUUUUUUUGUUUUUGUUUUCUUUUGGCCAUAACCAAGGAUGUAAAUACAGAAAAAAGAUUUAAUAAUAACAGACCUACAAAACACUCAAUGUACCAAGAUAUAUAAACUACAGUGAACUCAUCCGCUCCAUCCUGAUUGUCAUGUAGCUCAAAGAUGUCUGCUUACAUACAUUUGUCUAUAUAUGUAUGUGUGCACUUUCACUAUGGUGCAUGACGUUAAUCAUUGAAAACCUGUGCCUCCUCUUGUUCACAAAGAGAUAGAUUUUUCUUACCCCUCAUGUUGUCGCAGUGGCACUAGUCUGUGUAGUGUCUAAAUCAGAUUAUAUAAGUCCCCCACUUCCCCGACGACGGAGCUCGCGUUGCCAGCGGCCACAGUGGCAGAAAGGUUAGUGGGGCGCAGAGGGGGAGGGGCAGGGGUCAGGGGAUAUUAAUAGAUGGUACAGGACUUAAAGUGCAUAUGGCAGGUUAGACUUUCACUAAAAUACAGUUCAUGUAAUUACAUUUCAGAUUUUUUAUAAAUUGGUGGAGAUUAUAAUUUUAGAGUAGAAAUGGCAUACGUAGAGUUAAUUCCAUAACAGUUACCUUGCGACUGUAAUGUUAAUAAUGGCCAAAGCUUAACUAAAUUACCCAAAAGUUACAUUUAUUUAGUUAAAUGAAGGUUUAAACUUCCCUUCCUUGAGCAUAAUUGCAUUGGUGACAUAGAUAGAUGUGUUUUUUCUGCAAACUGCCACUUAACUAAUGAAAAACUAUGAUCAAUAUUUGCCACAGGUACUAUCGCUAAACAAAUUAAUAACUAGAAAAACAUGAAAACCUGUCAUAUGCACUUAAAGCAGGUUCAAAAGUGUGUGUGUUGGCGCACGUGGCUGCUGGCUGCAUGGCUCUGUCUCAGGUGGAAAGCGCUCCCCAUUUGACCACCACUGCCUCACUGGAGCCAGAUAGAAAAUCUCACUCGAUGCUAAUCACUAACAAGGAAUGAUUAUGCUUAAUACAGGGUUAGGGCUAUGGUUUAGCGUGCCGGCUGUAUGUUGAUUGCAUUGCUUGUAAUGUAAUGCAAUUUUGUGGCAUCUCAAAACACUACAAAAAUAUAAACCUAACCAUAGCCUGAUGAAAAGCACUUAAAAAUGGUAAGAUUAGAGAUAGAACUUACAAAGUAUCUUCUUGCCUUUUGCUGAAGAGUUACCACAACAGAUUGGCACUGGUUGAUUUAAUUACAUCAGAUGCCAUAAAUUUCCAUAUUUUGCCUUUUGCAUAGGUUUUAGAUCAGAUGCCCUUUAGAAAUGGGUAGUUAAAAUGUAACUUCCAUGUGAAGGUUUUCUAGGCUGGCUCCUUCAUAAAUGCUCCAUGGAUGUUCUGAUCAUGUUUUGUUCUAACAUGUUGACACAUUGGACAAGGGUUAGAGAUUGUCUGUGCUGUUUUAUGGUUUUUGGUUGUGUUCGGUUCCCCCUCCCCUAUGCCAAAUGUAAAGUUUAUGAAGACAUGCAAGUAGCAAGAUGUCUAUGCAAUUUCCCUCUAAGUCCCUCUGAGUGGCUGAACCUCAUUGUUAACAGCGAGCCAGUGUCCGAAUCAGAUCAGGACCAGGCGGUGAAUCCAGAGGUUCUUUGACCCUAAAAAAAGCAAAGACCCUUGCUACUUUGUCCUGGGGCAAGGGUCUGGACUGGCCUAUAGACCGGUCAAGUCCGGGUCCCGAGAACUAGUCGGAGGGGAACUGGGGAUGUUGUGGAGAAUAAGAUGUUUGUAAACUGUUCAGAAAGUUGUGUGUGCGCGUCUAUCUGUCGCUCGGCGGGCUGGGUCUCAUUUCACCAGUGCUCUCAAAUUCAGGUGGGUGGAUCCAACUUUGAAUCAAACAAUUUUCAGCACCUCCAUAAAUCAAAACCUUUCCCAAAAUGUGUGUGAGAAGCUUUAAUGUUUUUACUUUUCCUCGACUAAAGAAAUGUAAUGUCACUGCGGGUUAUGUCAAUCAGUGGGAUCAGUUUACGUCAUCCUUUGCAAUCAGAAAUGUUUAAAAAAAUCGCCCAACUGAAAAGACAACCUGUUGACCCUCUAUUCUUCUGAAGCACUUAAACAAGAAGCACUUUGAAUGCCCCCAACCAAGCCCAUUGAAAAUGGAAGAAUCAUGGUUGAUAUGAGUAUUUCAAUUGCAGCCAAUGCCAAAUGCCCUUUGCACCAUUUGAAUUAGUCUAAGCCUUUAUUAGAAAACAGCCUUCAGGCUAGAGCCGAACGACAAAUUAUUAAGUUUACAAGUAGUUUUAAUGAAGUGCAAUAAGUGAGUGAAUGCUGUGUUUCUGGUCCAAUCAAGUCGUCCUGCCAUUUGUGAACAGAAUUAAUCUUUGGAAAUAGCUUUGUAAAAUUCCCCCUCACCUCGAGAGCACUGGCCCCUCCCCUCCACAGCUCCGAUCCACGCGCACGCCACACACAGACCACUUAUUGUGACUGGGUCAAGGAAGCUAUUGAAGGAUUCUCUCAGGUAAAAGAACAUUUUCUAAUAAAUGAUGAUGAACCUUAGACGAAAACAACAUUGUUACUUGAUGUUUUGUGUCUUCUUGAGUCUGUUCUGUGAUAGUACCUCACCCGUACUUUACAUCCAUUCAUGCUUUUAGUCUGGUUCUGUCCGGAUGGGAAGCUCAGUUUGUCAUGUGACACACCACCAUUUUGAAAAGCCAAUAUUAUUAGUCAGAUUCAAGAUUAUGAUUAUAUUCUCUUUUUCUUAAAGUGCCAGCAGCAAUAUCCAGGUCUGCCAUAUACAAAUACUAUAUCUAGAGUCUUUUACAGUUUUCCUUUUGGAGCUUUCCGUCCACACCCUGGUUUCUCAGUGUGCUAACUUGGCUGUAACAUACUGGAUGGUUUCCGCAUGGCUACCACAUUGAGGCUGUGCAUGUACAUAGGUGCGCAUGUAUCUUUGUUCCCGUGGUGCGUUUGAAUGAAUGUGUGUGCGUACGGCGCUGAUAUCUGACCUGCUUUGCUUUUUGUUACCCCUUAAACCUUUUUAAAAAUAUACACAAAAACAAGCACCUUUUUUGGCCGCAACGCUUUGGUACAAGUUGCGUACUUGUUACUAUUACCUUCGAAGAAUGUAACUCAUUAAGUGUUCACUGGGCUGAGGGGAGGAACAAGACGUAGUGGGAAAUCAAGAGCUGGAGUUGUAAGAUUUGGGCGAUUUUUCAAAGAGUUUUGACAAAUAGGAGACAAAUUGUUGCCAGCAGAGCAGAGAUUACUGCCGCGGUUGCAGUUUGAGGCGUUGUAAUUUUGUUUCUCUUUCCAAAUGAUGGCCUUAUUGAUUGUUGCUGCCUCCUGUGUAGCAUUGUUUUACAACGUGUUAUAGGGCACUAGAGGAUUUUUUCUAGGAGAGAAAUGCAUGCUGUAGAGUCAAUGGGAUCGGAGUGAAUUAGCGUGGCAUUUUGUAGCUGUCCGGGGCCAUCCCUAGAGUGAUUUCAAUAUUAAACAGACACACAUAAAGACCAUAGCUUUGUCAUGUCACUACAAUAGGCGGCAGUGGAGGUAAUGAAGCUCUUGAGAUGCAAACUAAUGCAGCGGAUCAGCAUGCAGGAUCACACGGAACAAAUUGCAAAUUAAACAGCUUUAUAUGACUGUUAUGAGCCAAAUCCUAAAAUUACCCAAUAAUAGCACAUCACUCCAUCCUGGUCUCUGGACUCCUGGUAGAUUUCAUAGGUUACCAUAGAAAUGCCAAAUUCGUUCUAAACAAAAAAGCACUUACCAUUAUUGUGUGGACGGCUUCUCACAGUGUUAAGUGUUGCUGAGACUAUCCACACAAAGAUGUAAUGGCACGAACUGUUAAAAGCUAAAGUUGACAUUAGUUAUUAA
This is a messenger RNA of Periophthalmus magnuspinnatus, 9227 nucleotides long. RefSeq names its product thyroid hormone receptor alpha-B. Bases 122 to 1351 code for a protein of 409 amino acids. Gene Ontology annotation, biological process: negative regulation of transcription by RNA polymerase II; cell differentiation; positive regulation of transcription by RNA polymerase II. The transcript has 8 exons. The record is from RefSeq and is a predicted model, not a curated record. Gene Ontology annotation, molecular function: zinc ion binding; nuclear receptor activity; RNA polymerase II cis-regulatory region sequence-specific DNA binding. NCBI's taxonomy places the organism in Eukaryota, Metazoa, Chordata, Actinopteri, Gobiiformes, Gobiidae.